CAUCGAGGUAUCCGCUAACCGAGAUUUACAUCUCUCCCAGUCUCCCUGACAACGUCGAAAGCUCAAACGUCUUUCCCGUUUCAGUUCCUCGAAUGUUUUAUGGUGUGCUACUGCGUCCAGAUUUCCUGUUUCUCUUCUAUUAUGGCCAUGAGCGAUAAGCAUGCCGCUUCCAUGAAUUAACUAUACAAGCAAGAAUGGCGGGGAGAGAUAGAAUCAGUCAACUUCCAGAAGACAUAUUGGACCAUAUUUUGGGAUUAGUACCUAUCCAAGAUAUUGCUAAAUUUGCAGUUUUGUCUACCAUUUGGAGAGAUAUCUGGUUCACUCUCACACAGCUCUGUUUUGAUAGUCAGUUCUUUAGCUACUUUGACAAAAAAUAUCAGUCUAGCAGAUAUGUCAUGAAGUCCUCCGCUUUGUAUGUAAUCAACAAAGUGCUCUUGCAGCACAAGGGAACUAUUCGGAAAAUUGUCAUUGAUUUAACUAAUAUGGGGGUACUUACCAUUAAGUCUAGGUCUUUUGACUUUGAUCAAUGGCUACGUUUAGUCACACGUAAAGGUGUUGUAGAAGUCGACCUUUAUUUUGGGCAUAAAGCAUACCGGCUUCCCCAUUGUAUAUUUUCGUGCUCAACGCUCAAGAGUUUGCAUCUUCGUGAUAUCAACAUUCAAACAUGGGAUUUACCUGACACUUUACCCAAUCUCACUUCCCUAUAUUUUGAAGAUGUUGACUUUGGUCAUAUGCGCCCCCCAUAUAAAGUUGUUGAUGUUCCUAUGCUAAAGGAACUGUUAUUUAAGAGGUGUAUGUAUGUCUUACAGUCCAACAUCACUGCUAGAAAUCUUUGCACUUUGAAAAUCAAGGGUUGUUUUUAUAGCAAGUUCUGCAACUUCCCCACACUUGCCCCUGACUUGAUAUCUGUUCGUAACCUUGAUUUGGACUAUCAUUUUCUUAAGGUAUUUUCCCUGGACAUCUUGUUUGGACUUUCAUCCUAUUAUAUUACUUUAUACAUGUGUAUAUGUACCUCAUAUAUGUUUGCAGUGGUGAAACUUUAUUUCCAUAUAUUUUCUUGAAUUCUUGGCAAAUGUGCUCUAAAGGUACUUCCACCACAAACAGCUGCAAUAAAUGUGGAAUCACUAAAGCUCUCAAAUUUUUGCUUCCAAGAUAACGGUAGGACCUCUGCCUUUGUACGCCUACUACGCAUAUGCCCAAAGCUACAAAGUCUUGGAGUAAGGCUUUCGGUAAUAUUUAUAAUUUAUUGUAGGAUUUUGAUUGUUUCCAUUAUAUUCUAUGUUUGGUUUAAUUUAUACGGAGUACUACUUACAAUUAACAAUGUUUUACUGUAUGUUAAGCUGAACCAUUUUUUUUUUCGGUUUUUCAUUUUUGAAGUGGACAGAAGAUAGUCAAGAUACAAUAGAUUCUACAUCGGCGUGCUGGAAGAAACUUCAUAGGGCGGUUCGAAAAUGCAAACAGCUUCGCCUUUUGCAGCUUGGCUCAUUCCAUGGAAUAAGAUCUGAAAUGCUUUUCAUAAAGGAGAUGUUGGCCUCUCUUCGGGCACUUGAAAAAGUUAUCAUCACUUGUGCUGAGCGUAUGUUAGACGACAACAAGAAACAUGAAACUUUGGAAGAAGUUUUGCAAUUUCCACGUGUAUCUCCCAUAGCAAAAAUUGUUGUGUAAUGGCUAUUAUUCCAAGUAGAAUGUGCUAGUACAAACCUCUUAUUCGCAUUAGCUACAUGCAAAAUGGGUGGUAGUUUUGUUUGUGCACUUUAACACUACACCCGCUCUAAUUUUUGUAUGAAUAUUGUGACAUGCACUAAUCACUUCUGUUUUUAGUCAAAUGGAUGUUAUGUCUUUUGCAGAAACUUACGAACUGAU
Messenger RNA from Cuscuta epithymum, 1863 nucleotides. Lineage: Eukaryota; Viridiplantae; Streptophyta; Magnoliopsida; Solanales; Convolvulaceae. The record is from the annotation of a GenBank genome assembly.